This is a messenger RNA of Moesziomyces antarcticus, 1770 nucleotides long. Its product is annotated as per1-like protein. The record is from RefSeq and is a predicted model, not a curated record. Gene Ontology annotation, cellular component: endoplasmic reticulum membrane. Gene Ontology annotation, molecular function: hydrolase activity, acting on ester bonds. Lineage: Eukaryota; Fungi; Basidiomycota; Ustilaginomycetes; Ustilaginales; Ustilaginaceae. Bases 1 to 1770 code for a protein of 589 amino acids. Gene Ontology annotation, biological process: GPI anchor biosynthetic process. The transcript has a single exon.
AUGGAUCCUAUCGCCGGCCCUUCCAGCAUGGCUGCACCUCCGAGCGCCCCUCGUCGAAGAUCGCAUAGAGCCCAGUCGAAAGAAUCACCACGCGCUCCUACACACGAUGAACCGCGUUCGGGCGCGACAUCAUCGAGACCGUCUGCAAAACGUGCGCGGCGCCCAGCAUUCAGCCUGAUGCUGCUCAUGCUCGUCGCACUGCUGCUCUCCCCCCUAGUACACGCGUCCGAAGGCGACCGCUCGCCCGAGUACCGCAUGUGCGUCUCGUCGUGCACCGCCGACCUGUGCCGCGACGGCGUGGACGACGGCAUCAUGUUUGCGCACCGGCUGCCGUUCAUCCUGCGCGUCACACGCUGGACGUGCGAGGACGACUGCAAGUACCACUGCACGCACCGCAUCACCAACGACGCCGUCGAGCGCGUGCACAAGAUCCAGCACGACGCACGCGCCCAAGUCGACGCCCUCUCGCUGCACCAGUCCAUCUCGGCACCCGCGCGCGCAGCUCGUAUUCGCACACUCGUCCGCACCGAGCUCGCCAAGCUGCGCCCCGUGCAGAAGCAGAUGGUGCAGUUCCACGGCAAGUGGGUCUUCAUCCGCUUCCUCGGCGCCCAGGAGCCGCUGUCGGUGCUGUUCAGCCUGCUCAACUUGCGCAUCCACUACAACGCGCUCUUCAGCCUCCGCAAACAGCUCCCCGACGCGUUCCCGCUCAAGCUCGUGUAUAUUGUGCAUACGCUCGUCAGCAUGAACGCCUGGAUCUGGUCCGCCGUCUUCCACACGCGCGACAAGGACAUCACCGAAAAGCUCGACUACUUCUCCGCGGGCGCCGUCAUCAUGUCCGGCUUCUUCUUCAGUGCGGCGCGGCUGUUUCGACUGGCGCCGGGCGGCGACCGCUUUGUGCUGCUGCGCAGGGCGUGCAUCGGUGCACUGGCGCUGCACAUGCUCUACCUCAGCAUCGGCCGCUUCGACUACGCGUACAACAUGGCGGCCAACGUGGUGGUCGGACUGGUGCAUACGCUGCUCUGGCUCACGUACUCGGUGCGUCCGACCACGUUCCCGUCGAACCCGCUGGUGGACCGCAGUGCAUUCAGCCGCGCCGCGAUGCGCGCGGCCAAGCCGUCGCUGUCGGCGCUCUCGACGCCCACGCCGCUCUCGAACGGCGCAGCCACCCCGCCCGUGCCCGUAUCCACCAACAUCGGCCCGCCCAGCUCGCACGCCAAGCGGCGCCGACGCCUCCAGCUCAUCCUCGCGCUCAUGACGGCGUCGGUGCUGCUCGAGCUGCUCGACUUCCCGCCCGUGCUGCGCAUCGUGGAUGCACACGCGCUCUGGCACCUCGCCACCGUGCCCAUCACCAGCAUGUGGUACGACUGGCUCGUGGCGGACGCGCAGGAGUGCGUGAGCACCGGAUGGUGGCUCUCCGAGCGCAACGGGCAGGCACAGGCGGGUCAGCUCGGCUCGACGCUCGAGCAGAUGAGCGAAAAGCUCAAGGGCAGAGCCGCCAGCCUCGCGCAGAACAUCGAGCUCAACGCACUCACCGCCAAGCUCAACGAGCUCGCCAACAAGGCCGGAUUUAGCGGCCGCGGCGGCGAUGCGACGGGCAGCGGGGCGGGGCUGCUGGGUCAUGCCACCGGCGUGGAUGGAGACGGCAGCGGCCACGGCAUCGAUAUGGACGUGCACGCGCGCGCCAAACCUGCAUCCGCGCCAGCACCAACGCCAGGGCCAGCUGCCACAACGUCCACGACGACGGCGUCAGGAAAGGCGAAGGAUACAUAG